Molecule: messenger RNA, 861 nt
Organism: Zonotrichia leucophrys gambelii
Lineage: Eukaryota; Metazoa; Chordata; Aves; Passeriformes; Passerellidae
Product: UDP-glucuronosyltransferase 1A1-like
Exons: 2
Coding region: 1-861 (286 amino acids)
Molecular function (GO): UDP-glycosyltransferase activity
Source: RefSeq, a predicted model, not a curated record
AUGGCCCCAGGGCUCAGUGCUUCUCCACCAGUUGUGCUUCUGCUCCUGUCCCUGCUGGGUCUGGCUGCUGCUGGGAAGCUCCUGGUGGUAUCGGUGGAUGGGAGCCCCUGGUUCAGCAUCCGGGAGGGGCUGGAAAUGCUCCAGCAGAAGGGACACGAGGUGGUCGUGGUGGCAUCUGAAGUCUCCUUGCACGUCAGACCAUCAGAGAACUUUGUGAUGAAAAUGUACCCGGUCACCUACACACGGGAAGAUAUGGACAAUGCAUUCAAGGCAUAUUUUAAUAUUAUAUUUGAAGAUGGAUCUUUUUUUGAAAGAUUUUUUAAAACAGUAGAAGCUUCGAAAAGAUUCACUGAUUUUUGUUUCUCCAGCUGUGAACAGCUCUUGCGAAACAAGGAACUCAUCAGGUACCUUGAGGAGAGCAAGUUUGAUGCCAUCCUUACAGACCCAUUUAUGCCCUGUGGGGUGAUCCUGGCUGAGCAUCUUUCCCUUCCUUCUAUCUAUUUCUUUCGAACAAUCCCUUGUGGGUUAGAUUUUGAAGCCACUCAGUGUCCCAAUCCUCCUUCCUAUGUGCCCAGAUCAUUUUCAGACCUUACAGACCGCAUGACCUUUUUCCAGCGAGUGAAGAAUCUGCUCUUUGACACCCAAAACCUUUUCCUCUGUAAUUUUGUCUUUGACCCAUUCUCAAAACUGGCUUCAGAGUUCCUGCAGCGCGAUGUGACUGUGCAGGAUCUCUUACGCAAGGGCUCUGUUUGGCUCCUGAGGUUGGAAUUUGUGCUAGACUAUCCAAGACCCUUGAUGCCCAACAUCAUUCCAAUUGGAGGAGCAAACUGUGCUCACAAGGAGUUGCCUCAGGAGGCUUGA